This is a messenger RNA of Pneumocystis murina B123, 826 nucleotides long. RefSeq lists its product as hypothetical. The coding region runs from base 1 to 792 and encodes 263 amino acids. The transcript has 3 exons. Lineage: Eukaryota; Fungi; Ascomycota; Pneumocystomycetes; Pneumocystales; Pneumocystaceae. The record is from RefSeq and is a predicted model, not a curated record.
AUGUUUGCGAUAUUGUAUAUAUAUAUAUUUAAAACGAAAGUUGAUUUUGAUAAAAUGUCGCAUGCAUCUAUUGAAGAAUCAAAUAAAAAUUCCGAUAAUGAUGAUGAAUUUACUGAUGAUGAUUUUAUUUUAGAAGAAGGUGAUAGUGAAUAUGAUUCAAAGUCAAGUAACUCUGAAUCCGAUUCCUGUUAUGAUUCAGGUGAUAAAAAAGUUAUUGAUUCUUUAAAGAGAAAAAAAGGAAAUAAUGAUGAUUUUUCUUGUAAAAACUAUAACGGUGUUAAAACUAGAAGUCAAAGAAAUCGAAAUGAAAAAGUUUUUAUAUCUACACCUAAGUCUUCUCAAAUUGACGUAAAUGUUAUAUGGAAUAGUAUGAAUGACAAGAAACCUUCAAAUGAGGCUGAUUAUAGGCCCUAUAAUUCUUCUGAAGAGAAAGUAAAAAUAUCUAGAAUAUACGAAUUUGCUGGAAAGGUUGAAACAGAAGAGAAGUUUGUUCCGAAGGAUUCUUUAGAAGCUAAAGUGCAUUUUUCUAGUCUAAAUGAUUCCAAGAUAACUCAAUUUCCUUUAAGGAAGCCAACGAAACGAUUGUCUUCUUUAGAAAUUUCAAAUAAUAAGCCAGUGAAAUUGAACACAUUAGAAAAGUCUAGACUUGACUGGGCAAAAUUUGUAGACAAAGAAGGAAUAUCUGAGGAAUUAAAAAAUGCAUCUAAAGACGGUUAUAUGGAUAAACAAUUGUUUCUUCAAGUAGCUGAGGAAAGAAUGAUUAAAAACAUUAAGGAAAGCAUGAAAAAAUGAUUUGUUUAAAUGAUUAUUUAUAAUAUAUUUUUGA